This is a messenger RNA of Colletotrichum truncatum, 423 nucleotides long. RefSeq lists its product as uncharacterized. NCBI's taxonomy places the organism in Eukaryota, Fungi, Ascomycota, Sordariomycetes, Glomerellales, Glomerellaceae. The record is from RefSeq and is a predicted model, not a curated record.
AUGACAACUCCCAGUCUCAUAUCCCUCAUACUCGCCUUUUCGGCCAACAGUCUAGCCGUAGCAUCGGGAUGCACCCAGGUGCAUUGUCAAGUUACUGUGUGUGCCCCUAACGCAGACGAAGCAUAUAAUGUGGCGAGCCUUGGGCUAGUUGCCAUUAUGGGCCCCGACUGCGCGAGUUGGCAGGCCGGCUCGCCAACAGACCAAGGCCAAGGCCAAUGCGCAGAAGGCUUCAAGACAUUCAGCGGAAAUUUCGACAUAUGGCGUGCCUGGACUGCCUGGGGUGACGAUUACUGGGCCCAGUUCGCGCAAUGGGGCAACUUCAUAGGUGCGACGUGUACUGGUGGUAAGACUGUUAAAUGCGAGCCCAAGUCAGGCCAGUACCCUAGUUCAGUGACUGGGAGAUGCCAGACUCAGCAAUGGUGA